AUAAACAAACACAUCAUGCCCUUCCCCGAAGAAAUUGCUCGCUUAAGAAUUCCAUUGGAAGAUAUAUUACAAGCAACAAACAACUUCGCAGCUCAAUGUUUCAUUGCACGCGGUGGUUUUGGGAAUGUGUACAAAGGAGAUCUCUUAAGGCCAGAAGGCCUUGUCACAGUCGCAUUCAAACGGCUUGAUAGAGAAUCUGAACAAGGAUCGGAAGAGUUCAUGCGUAAUAUUAGUGUUCUUUCUUCAUAUAAACAUGAAAAUAUCGUCUCUCUUGUUGGUUUCUGUGACGAGGGAGACGAGAUGAUCGUUGUCUACAAGUUUGUUCCACGUGGAAGCCUCGACAUGUAUGUGAGGAGUGCUCACCUCACAUGGUUACAGCGCCUCCAAAUUUGCCUUGGUGCAGCUCGUGGCUUGACUUAUCUUCAUUUUCCUCCAACAGAAACCCAAAUACGAGUCAUUCAUCGGGACUUGAAGAGCGCAAAUAUUCUGUUAGAUGAAAAUUGGCAGCCAAAGAUAGCUGAUUUCGGGUUAUCGAAAUUACAUGUAGUAAGUGAGCAGUCUGAUUUCCUUGUCACCAAUGCUGCUGGCACAUUCGGCUACCUGGAUCCUGUAUACUAUAAUACUGGUGUUCUAACAAAAGAGUCAGAUUUGUACUCUUUUGGGGUUGUAUUGUUUGAAAUCCUUUGUGGAAGAUUAGCAUAUGAAGAGGGGAAAGGGUUUCUAGGUCCCUUGGCAUGCUGCAAUUAUUGUGACGGAACACUUACUGAGAUCAUAGAUCCCAUUCUAAGAAAACAGAUGAGCGCAGACUCCUUGGAUCUUUAUUCAGCUAUUGCAUACCAAUGCCUGGAUAAUGAUAGAAAGCAACGUCCAACGAUCGUGGAGGUUGUCCAAAAGCUUGAGGAAGUUUUAAGACUUCAACAGAAAUUUGAGGCGGCGUUAGCACAUCAACAAGUUGCAGAUAAUUUGAAAGACAAACAUGAAGGUGAAGAUGACUUCAAGGUGAAAAACAUGGAUCAUAUGAAAAUCCCACUAGAAGAUAUAAAGUCAGCAACUCAUGAUUUUCACGACGAUUAUAAAAUUGGAAUUGGUGGAUUUGGGAAAGUUUACAAAGCAAAACUCUUCCACUUCGAUUUUAGAAAAUAUGUUAAACAGGGUGGAUAUAAGACAGUUUCUACGGUGGAACUCUCAAGCUACCAAAGAACACAAAGCACUGUUGCUAUUAAGCGGUUAGAUAGGAAUUCAGGGCAAGGAACUGGGGAAUUCUUACAAGAAAUCUCUGUUCUUCCUUACUUUACACACAAAAACCUUGUCACGCUUGUUGGAUUUUGUGAUGAAGAUCAUGAGCGUAUUCUUGUGUAUGAGCAUGCCUCAAAUGGAAGCCUCGAUAGUCAUAUUGAAAAGAAUGAUAUCAUGAAUUGUCAUACAUGGGCAACACGUCUUCAGAUUUGUCUCGAUGCUGCCUAUGGGCUCGACUUUCUCCAUAACGGUGUUGGAGAACAUCAUAGGAUAAUACAUCGAGAUAUAAAGAGCUCCAACAUUUUGUUAGGCCGAAACUACAUAGGCAUGAUUAGUGACUUUGGGUUGUCAAGAAUUGGCCCCUCAAAUCUGCAAGCCACAUUUCUUAUGACUCAAGCUGUUGGCACACUCGCAUAUAUUGAUCCACAGUAUGCCAAGACAGGUAAGCUGACAAAGGAGUCUGAUGUUUAUUCGUUUGGAGUAGUUUUGUUGGAAGCAUUGAGUGGAAGACUGGCACAUUUCCAAUUGUCCAAAGAUGCCCAAGAAUUUCUACCUCACAUGGCUAAACGCUGCUUCCAACAAAAAAUUGUGAACGAAAUUAUUGAUUCAAAGUUCAAGAAAGAGUUUGAGAAAGCCGGCUCUCCCAUUCUGGAUGAUGAAACAUGCCCAGACUCCAUAAUGAUAUUUGCAGAAAUUGCAUAUAAAUGUUGCAAAAAAAAACGGGAGGACCGUCCCACAAUGGCUGAGGUUGUGAAAGAACUUGAGAAAGCAUUCAAGUCUCAUGUGAACGGGGUAGAAGCCCUUAGAACGACACUUGAUGAUGUUAUGUCUGCUACAAACAAUUUCCAUGAUAUUAAAGAGCAAGGACAACUGGGGGAGGUUUACUCUGGGGAACUUUCUCACUUCAGAGGACAGAACACAGUUACCAUAAAACGGCUCCAUCACUCAGUGGAUUCACAUGGAGAAGAAUUUUGUAAGGAGAUUGCAAGGCUUUAUAGUUAUAGCCAUGAGAAUGUUGUUCCAGUUUUAGGAUUUUGUGAAGAACAAGGUGAGAGGAUUGUUGUUUUUGAGCACAUGGUUAAAGGAAGUGUAAAACAGCAUCUGACCAAUAAUAGUCUAACAUGGAAACAACGGCUCAAGAUAUGUGUUGAUGCUGCACAUGGGUUAGCUUACAUUCAUAGUCAUACUGAAAUCGAUCAACAGUUGAUUCAUGGUGACAUGAAAAGCAGUAGCAUUCUUCUUAGGGACGAUUGGAAAGCUGCUAUUUCUGAUUUCAUCAUAUUCCGAGGUGCAGGCACUUUAGGUUAUCUUGAUCCACUCUAUAUGACCACAGGCUCCAUGACACAAAAAUCGGAUGUGUAUUCUUUUGGGGUUAUUUUAUUUGAGAUCUUAUCGGGAAGAUCAGCAGUUGAAAGGAUCAAAAUUGAUCAGAAACAACAGCUUCGUGAACUCCCAAAUGAUGAAGCUCAACUGAAAAGUGCAAGACCAACAGUUGAAGAAGAGCGUGAUGUCUUUCUUGCACAGUUGGCAGCAAAAAGCUUCAAAACCCAAAAAAUACAGGAUAUUAUCUUUCAUGCUAUAAAACAACAAAUUGAACCACAAUCGUUGGAGAUAUUUUCAACCAUUGCCUAUCAAUGCUUGAUGAAAGAGCAGGAGGAUCGCCCAACAAUGGCUAAGGUUGUAGAGGAACUUGAAAAGGCCUUCAAUUGCCAAGAUGAGUGGGAAUGGGAACAAAAUCUGCCAUCGGAUUAUAAGAAAAUAAUCCAAAUGUCAAAAUAUCCGGUGCCCUCCACAAUCUCAAAGAAGGACCUCCAUUCCUUAUUUUCUUCAGGAAUCCUCCUUAACAAUGAAAAAGUGUGGUUUUCAAUAAGCAUGGAUGGAUCAAGAAAUGAAAUGAUACCGGCCAAAAGAUUUUCAUACAAUGAUGUUUCUUCUCUGAAGUGGAGAUCCAUUCAAAAAUCAAGAUUUCCAAAGGUAGCAAAGAUCUUGGACAUCUCAAAUCUUAAUAUUGGAGUUCAGAUAAAUGCUGAGUUGUUAACUCCAGAGACAAUGUAUGGAGCUUACCUAGUUUUCAAGUUUUAUGAUCGAAGAAAGGUUUCCAGCAGGCCGAUAUACAUAAACUUUAAAUAUAAAAAGGCAGGUGAAACCUUAAAUGCAUAUUUUGCAGAGUGGAAAGAAGGUGGAAGCCAGUGGUUGAGAGUUGAAUUAUUUCGGUUUCAGAGUAAUCACAGAAGUACUGAUUUUGAAUUUCUACUAGUAAGCUUUUCAAAGUAUUAUUGUGGCAUAGGGGGAAUAUUUGUUGAAGGCAUAGAGUUUAACGCCAUUCCAAUGGUGGACUUAGAAAAAAAUAAAAAAUUGAAGGAUGGAACAAACAUGGGAGGAGUCUUGAAAACAAAGUUGGAGAUGGACUCAGCAGAACAAAUGAUAGCCGAUAAUGAAGAAAUUAUUAAGAGGUCUGGAAACAAUGUCCAAAAUGCCUCCAAUGUAGAGCUGUGCUUACUUCUUUUCAAAGGAGUUCUAAUUGACAAUGGUGAAAAGUUAUUCUCCCUAAGUGAAGUCAACGGGAAGAGAUGUCAUAUGCUACCUGCAAAAGCAAUUAUAUACAACUCUUCAAAUAUAAAGUUGUGCAACCCUCCAACCGAAUCCAGGUGCAGAUUUGAAGAGGUUGUUGAGAUUCUAUCUCACCAGGAUUUUCGUAUCAAAUGUGACAUUGAGACCAAAAUGCUCUCAUCAGAUACAACCUAUGCUUGUUUCCUUGUGUUCAAACUUUCAAAAAAAUGUCGUGGGCUCAAGUGCCCAGUGAAAGCACGUGAUCUAGUACCCCAUAGAAAGGAAAGAACCAAAAUCAUUUCUUUCACUCACCCAAGCACAGUGAAUUUGGACAAAAUCAAAUGGAUUCCAGAACAGAGAGAAGAUGGAUGGAUGGAGGUUAAAGUGUGGGAAUUUAACGUUGAUAACACGCAUAAUGAUGAGUUUGUUCCUAUGGAUUUGAGACUGACAUGUUUUGAAGGAAAUAUGUCUGGGCUUAUUGUGUAUGGAAUUGAGUUCCGUCCUAUAGCAUAAGUGUAUAUUAAGUAAGAUUUAAACAUGUUGUUCUAAGUGUAUAGUAACUGUUAUUACAUCUUUUGUACUUUUAUAUAUAUUAACUUAAAGGCUCAAUAGAAGAUAUAUCCCCAAUA
This is a messenger RNA of Lactuca sativa (garden lettuce), 4415 nucleotides long. RefSeq lists its product as uncharacterized. Lineage: Eukaryota; Viridiplantae; Streptophyta; Magnoliopsida; Asterales; Asteraceae. Gene Ontology annotation, cellular component: plasma membrane; plasmodesma. Gene Ontology annotation, biological process: protein autophosphorylation. The record is from RefSeq and is a predicted model, not a curated record. Gene Ontology annotation, molecular function: transmembrane receptor protein tyrosine kinase activity; ATP binding.